AUGCCUUGCGCUUCUCCACAGGACGUGGCGGAAAUUUUGACGGGCGCAUCCACCCUGUAUGAAGCACUCGAAUCGGUGUGCGUGAGAAAUGGCGACAAAUACAUGGAUAUCAUGACACUACUCCCUAAACGCGGCGUUGAUCAUCAGACAGAGGCGCUAUUAAAAGCCAUUUCUCGACUGGCGCCUUCGGACCCAUUCUUGGCGGUGUUCGGUAAAACGAGAGCGCCUGUCAUGUUAUUCUUUGCCCCCACACUCUUGCUGAAGGCGGCGACGUUGCUGGCGGCCCCGCGCACCGAUAUAUAUACCCCCGACACGGAAUGGUGCGCCGUCAGUAGCUUCCUCCUGGCGACACAGAGUGAGCUGCUCGCCUCGCCGGGGCAGCGGGUGGUGCGGGUUGCAGCGCUCCCUGAUCCACCACACAUGCCCUCGAUCAAGCACACGCGUUCAUGGCCAUCAAUUCUCAAGCACCCCCUUUUAGAGGACGUGGUGCAGUUCCCACCCUCUGCUUCUCACCGAACGGAAGUGUUAGACGCGGCCAACUUUGGAUGUGUGAUGUACUUUAUCACAUCUGGACUCGUGCACUUGUUGCAGGUUAUUUUAACGGCCCCAAAACGCUUUGUUUGUGGCUCAGGGACGCUUGGGUUAUGUAGAGAAAUAGUACGCCUGCUGCUCUCACCGACUGUACUAAUUUACGGCUCAAAGGAGAGCAAUCUCCAGAUAGCCGGCGCCUCCCUGCUUGUUGCAGUGCGAGGUGUGCUGGACAUGCGUGAGGCCGUUGGUGAAAUGCGGCAGCAGCUGCUAAUAGAGCAGUGGAUUAUCUCUAUUCGAUGCUGGUUUGAUUUGGCCACUCAGUCUGGCAACGCUGCGUGUAUGCAGUUCCUCUUCCCCUACAUGCUGUCCUGGGACGUGGCGUUAAAUGACUGA
Molecule: messenger RNA, 924 nt
Organism: Trypanosoma conorhini
Lineage: Eukaryota; Euglenozoa; Kinetoplastea; Trypanosomatida; Trypanosomatidae
Exons: 1
Coding region: 1-924 (307 amino acids)
Source: RefSeq, a predicted model, not a curated record